UAGAACUACGUCUGUGAGUGGAACCCACCAGUCUCUUCCAGUCAGUCAUCCUGUUGCCGCACUGUAUUCUGGGAACACACAGAACAUUCAAGAUGGCGGCGAGCAGGAGGCUGCACAAGGAACUUGACGAGAUUCGCAAGUCUGGAAUGAAAAACUUCAGAAACAUUCAAGUUGACGAAUCAAACAUAUUGACAUGGCAAGGCCUUAUUGUCCCUGACAACCCUCCUUAUGACAAAGGAGCGUUCAGGAUCGAAAUCAUCUUUCCUGCCGAGUACCCCUUCAAGCCCCCCAAGAUCACUUUCAAGACAAAGAUCUACCACCCCAACAUCGACGAGAAAGGACAGGUGUGCUUGCCUGUCAUCAGUGCAGAAAACUGGAAGCCAGCCACCAAAACUGAUCAAGUCAUCCAGUCCCUCAUCGCCCUGGUCAACGACCCUCAGCCGGAACACCCCCUCAGGGCCGACCUAGCUGAGGAGUACUCAAAGGACCGUAAAAAAUUCUUUAAGAACGCAGAAGAGUUUACAAAGAAACAUGGCGAGAAACGGCCAAUGGACUGAUCACAUGACGAGUGUCUAGCCCUCUGAUCUCUCUGUUUCCCUCUCACUCACCUGCCCAAGCAAAUAUCUUUCUCCAACAUCCUUUCCUCCCUCUCUCCACUCCUGUCCCCCCACACUUCUCCCUGUCCUUCCCUCACACUCACAUGCUCCCCAGCCAGCCCCCCAGCAGCCCAGGAGCAGCCCCCCAGCAGCCCAGGAGCAGCCCCUCUGAGCGUGGCCAAGUUAGCCUCAGCCUCCCCUCCUCCAGGACUCUCUGUGGAUCAGACAGGUUCCUCCUCCUGGUGACACAUAGCUUGAGGCUGUUACUAACUUUCUACUAUUUUCUUAAAUCAAAAAAAAAAAAAAAACAUGAAAAAAGUGGUUAGAGGACUUUGUGUAA
This is a messenger RNA of Osmerus eperlanus (European smelt), 936 nucleotides long. It is a transcript of the gene ube2l3b, whose product is annotated as ubiquitin-conjugating enzyme E2L 3b. Lineage: Eukaryota; Metazoa; Chordata; Actinopteri; Osmeriformes; Osmeridae. The transcript is spliced from 4 exons. The record is from RefSeq and is a predicted model, not a curated record. The coding region runs from base 93 to 557 and encodes 154 amino acids.